Chrysoperla carnea is the source of this 4761-nucleotide messenger RNA. RefSeq lists its product as uncharacterized. The transcript has 13 exons. Gene Ontology annotation, biological process: protein phosphorylation; meiotic sister chromatid cohesion, centromeric; mitotic spindle assembly checkpoint signaling. Gene Ontology annotation, molecular function: protein kinase activity; ATP binding. The coding region runs from base 148 to 4761 and encodes 1537 amino acids. NCBI's taxonomy places the organism in Eukaryota, Metazoa, Arthropoda, Insecta, Neuroptera, Chrysopidae. The record is from RefSeq and is a predicted model, not a curated record.
UCAUCGCCAUAGAAAAAAUUACCUUUAGUUGUAAAGUAUAGUAAAUUUAAAAAAAAAUAAGUAAGAAGUUUGACUGUAUAAUAUAAUCUGUAUACAAAACACUUCCAUAAAUUUCGAUAUUAGGAUAUUAAUUAGUACACAUGUGAUAUGGAUUUCGAUUUAAGUAAAGAAAAUAUUCAACCUUUACGUGGGGGACGCAAUGCAACACAACUUGGAACUGCUUUACAAGCUCAAAAUGAUUCGGAAUAUCAAAAAGAACUGUUGCAACAGAAAGAAGAAUUUGAAAACAUAAUAAAAAAUUAUAAAGGUCCUGAUCCAUUAGAAAAUUGGUACAAUUAUAUUUCAUGGAUUGAACAAAGUUAUCCAAAACAUGGACAUGAAGGAAAUUUGGCUGCAUUAUUGGAAGAUUGUUUAGGCAAAUUUGAAUAUGAUCAGAGAUAUUUACAAGAUCGACGAUUAUGUAAACUAUUUAUUAAAUAUUUUGAUCUUCAACACAAUCCAUUAGAAUUAUUUCAACUGUUGUAUAGUCGUGGUUUUGGUACAAAUUUCACCGAUUUUUAUCGUGCAUGGGCAUACUAUUAUGAAGCUAGUGGUGAUUUCAAACGUGCUGAUCAUAUAUUUCAAUUAGGUUUUCAAGCGAAUGCACAACCUCCAGAAGAAUUAAAAUUAGCAUAUGACAAUUUUACAAUGGCAGUAGGCCGCCAUGUACUACGAGGAAGUGCGGAUACAAAUCAUUUAGCUGAAAAACGACGUGCAUUAACAUCAUUACGUGCAUAUAAACAUAAACAUCGGACAAUUGUUCCAAGUCAACGUACUGGAGCUAAUGUUGUGGACUAUUUACCAGGCACAAUAAAAUCAGUCAACGAACCUAGCCGAUCUAGUAAUUAUCGAGUAGAUGUAUUUCAGGAUAGUGGUGAAGAAGGUAUUGCAGGUCCAAGUCAAUCCACAUCUUCCUCUGCUAAACCAAAAAGUAUUUUAGAUAGUGCAUCUAAACAAAGUGCACACAAAGAAAAUUUGAUAAAACCUGGCCCAUGGAAUAAUGCAUUUCAAAAGAAAAGUGGAAUACCCAGUUCCAGUAUAAAUUUUACAGUUCAUGAAGACGAUGCGGAACAAGAACAAGCUAAACAAGAAAAUAAUUGUUCUUCUACACCACCGAUUCAACAACCAGCAGUUGCAGCAACGGUUAAUCAUUUUGCUGAUUUGGAUGUUGAGCUAUUUAUACCCGAACCAAAUAACAAUACAAAAAUAUCACAAUAUAAUAUUAACGAAGUUUAUGUAAAUAAUAAUGAAUUUAGUUUUGAAGAGUUAAAUACUAGAAAAUAUUUUGAACGUAAAAAAUUAAUGGAACAACAAGUAAAACAAGAACAACAACAAAUGUAUCAGCAGCACAAUUAUAUAACAAAUUAUGGCAACAAUUAUCAUGGAAAUGAUAACAGCGGAGGUAACGGUGAACAACAUCAAACAACCACACCAUUAAAACAACGUUUAUCAGUAUUAAAAGUAACAUCGCCAACAAUUGAUUCAACAAUUGAUCAACAACAAAUUAUGCAUGAAGGGGGUGGUAUUGUAAAUGGUAUUACGGAUCGACGUAAACCAAUAUCGUCAAAUUUAAUGGAAGCAUUCAAUAAUUCACAUGACAAACAAAAUAAUUUACCACAAAAUACACCAGAAGAAGUUGCAAAAGCUGUUGAAAGUAUAUCAUCAGCAUCAACAAAGCUAUGGAACAAUACACCUGAACCACCUGUACGAAAUGAUAGUAUUACCACGCACACUAAAGAAGCUAUGUAUGAGGUGAACAAUUUAUGGGCCGACACAAACCAAUAUUCCUAUCAUCAAGAUUAUCAAAAACAAAAUUUUACAAUACAUGAAGAUGUUGUUGAUGAUAAUCAACAAAUUCAUCAACAAAAUUAUUUAAUGCAAAAUCAACAUCAUCAACAACAACAGCAGCAACAGCCGCAACAGCAACCAUUUGCUAUUUAUUCUGAUAAUUAUGAUUAUCAACAACAACAACCGACACAUGCAGCUGCUCAACAACAUCAAAUGACACAAAUGCAUCAACAUCAAAUGCAUACAAAUCAACAUCAAUUAAUGUCACCCAAUCAACACCAUCAAAUACCACAACAGAGUCCACAUCAAUUACCACAACAGAGUCCGCAUCAAAUACCACAACAGAGUCCCCAUCAAAUACCACAAAGUCCACAUCAAAUGCACCAUCAACAAAAUCAACAUCAAAUGCAUCAACAAAACGCACAUCAAUUGCAUCAGAUGCAUCAUCAACAAAGUCCUCAUCAAAUGCAUCAUCAACAAAGUGCACAUCAAAUGCAUCAUCAACAAAGUGCACAUCAAAUGCAUCAACAAAGUCCACAUCAAUUGCAUCAUCAACAAAAUCAACAUCAGAUGCAUCAACAAAGUCCACAUCAAAUGCAGCAUCAAUUACAACAACAACAGCAACAUCAUUUACAAGCAGCAGCUACUCAACAUCAAUUACAACACAACCAACAUCAACAUUAUAAUAAUCAAAUACAACAGCAUUAUAAUAAUCAACAAUAUCAUCAGCAACAACAACAACAACAACCACAAACACCAAUAAAUCAGCAGCAACAUCAUCGAAUGGUAAAUAAUUAUGACGAGACAACGGUAUCAACACAAAUGUUUAAUUUUAAUUUACAAAAUACGAAUAUAAGUACACCCUAUAAUGAUCGUAAAAUGCAACAACAUCAACAACAACAAGCGGCAAAUACCCUACUUUAUCAACAACAGCAACAUCAACAACAACAACAACAACAACAACAGCAGCAGCAUUAUGUAUCGCCGUUACCUGGUGGAGCUUACAAUGUACAUCAAAAAAUGUUAUCACCAACUGUUGAUCAUAAUAAUAGUUAUAAUCAAACUAUAUCACCAAUGCAACAUCAUUAUUCACAAAUACCACCAACUUCAGUUUCCACUCCACUUAAUCAUUCUAACGCACGUCAAGAAUUAUUUCCACAGUAUUCAAAAGUAAAUGUAACACCAAUACCUCAACAAAAUACGGUGGCUACGCCACAGCAGCAGCAACAGCAACCACAAACACAACCGCCAGUAUCAACCCCGACAUCCACGGUGAAUGCUUAUCAAAAUUACAUACAAAAUCAACAAUAUAAUAUGAUAACGAACGAUCAACAACAACAGAAGAUGAAUGAUGAAACGAUUCAUGAAAAAACUGGAAAUAAAUUAUCAGUUAUAUUAGAAAAUUCAAAAGAAUAUCGAUCAAUGUCAAGUGCUGGUGCUGGACAAUCUUCGAGUAGUGGUAGUUCUGGUUCAACACUUAAAAAUACACUUGCAACAACACCUGGUCGGGAAAGUAGUUUAUCAGCAAUUAAAGAAAUGUCACCUGCUUCUUCUGUUUCCGGUGCUAGUCGAGAUACUUGUGUAGAUAUUACAAACAAUAAAUGUAAAUCGAAAUCAAUAGGUAUGGAGUAUGAAGUUGGUGAGGCAAUGUUACAACUAAGUCAAGAAAUCUAUUUAAAUGAUGAACAAAAAGAUGAACCAUCUGAUUAUGCUGGUUCAAACAAUAAUCAUACUCAAAAUAAUUAUUUACGUGGUUCUGUUGAUAUUUAUGUUGAUCAAAAUAGUAAACAUUCAACAGAUAGCUAUAGUAGUCCACCAAAAGACGAUAACCAGCAGGAGGAUGUUAUGGAUUGGGAUGAACAUUCAACGAAUUCAAUGGAUUAUGCAAUUGGUUGUCAAAACUUAUCUGCAAUAUUGACAUCCGAUAAACCAGUCAAUCCAUUUGAUCCAAAAGUCAUUGAUUGUUUAUUAAAGAAAGCACGUUUUCCAAAUAUACGUCAUACAACUGGUUAUAUAAAAGUUCAACAAAUACCAAAAAUUUCACCAAAAGAUUCAGUGUUUUUGAAGAAUGAUAAAUAUUUAAUUGAUAAAGUAUUAGGUAAAGGUACAUUUGGUACUGUUUUUAAAGCGAAUAAUAUGACAGAUGGUGGUAUUGUUGCUGUUAAAUAUCAAAGGCCAUCAAAUUUCUGGGAAUUUUAUAUAUGUAAAGAAAUACAACAUCGUAUUAAAGAAUCAAUGUUGCUAUUAUCGUUUAUGGAUAUAACAAAAUGUUAUUAUUGUAAAAAUUCGUCAUUAUUUAUAAGUGAAUUUUCAAAAUAUGGAUCAUUAUUAAAUGUUGCAAAUAAAGUGAAGAAAGUAACUGGUAAACAAUUCAAAGAAGUUGUUACAUAUCAUUUUGUUGCUGAAAUGAUACGUAUUGUUGCUGCAUUACAUCAAUGUCAAAUCAUUCAUGCUGAUAUUAAACCUGACAAUUUCUUAGUUAUGCGCUUACCUCCUGAUAGUGGUGGUCGGCUAUCGUUACAAUUAAUUGAUUUUGGAUGUAGUAUAGACAUGACAUUAUUUCCAUCUGAUAUGUGUUUUUAUCAAGUGGUUACUACUGAAGAUUUUACAUGUACUGAAAUGCGAGAAGGUAAACCAUGGACUUAUCAAACUGACUUAUUUUGUAUAGCAGCAACUGCCUAUGUAAUUUUAAUGGGUGAAUAUAUGAAAGUGAAAAAGGAAGAUGGUGACUGGACAGUACUCAAACGUUUUCCACGUUAUGUAAAUUUAGAAAUAUGGAGGCCAUUUUUCCGACAAUUAUUAAACAUUGAAAGUUGUGAUAACCUUCCCGAUCUAACACAAAUGCAGGCACAUUUUCAAAGUAUAUUAAAUGAACGGCAUAGUGAUUUAACGUAUGAAUUAAGACAAAUCGCAAAUAUAAUGAAUGAUAGAUAG